Colletotrichum spaethianum is the source of this 2052-nucleotide messenger RNA. Its product is annotated as transcription factor Sfl1. Gene Ontology annotation, biological process: DNA-templated transcription; regulation of DNA-templated transcription. The transcript is spliced from 2 exons. Bases 1 to 2052 code for a protein of 683 amino acids. Gene Ontology annotation, molecular function: DNA-binding transcription factor activity, RNA polymerase II-specific; zinc ion binding; DNA binding. Lineage: Eukaryota; Fungi; Ascomycota; Sordariomycetes; Glomerellales; Glomerellaceae. The record is from RefSeq and is a predicted model, not a curated record.
AUGGACGAGAGACCAACAAAGAAACGUAGAAAGAGAAAGAUCCGCUGCGAGUUCACGUCCAAUGAGGAGCAAACAUGCAACGGUUGCCAGGCUCGCGGUACCAUCUGUGUUAGUCAAGAAUUCAUCGACGAUGAACCGCAUGGCCAGCCUGAGCGUGGGCUUGCUCAGCGGCUCGGACGACUUGAAGAACUGAUGGUGAAGCUGGCCGACAAAAUGGCUCCGGAUGCAUCAACUGUCAACAAGGCAAACACUCCAGCGUCACUGGCCGAAGGGUCUCUAGGGGCAUCUGAGUCCGACAGUACCCCGCCCGAAUUGGCGAGGCCUUCCAAGCGCGUCACCGUAUCCUCUUCGGUACCCGGUCCGGCACCGACACGCCCGAGACAAGACCGUCCCCGGAGCGGUUGGAAGUACGAGAAAGUAUGCCAAGAGGUCCACGCUGCAUUCCCCUCUCCUCAAGACGCAAACACUAUUGUUCAUUCGAGCAGGGGCCCCGUCUUCGUCUUAUUCAUCUUCUAUUCGUAUCAAGACAUCCUCGACGGCAAGUCUCCGCCGUUGGCCUCUCUCACCACCAUGCUAGACGUUGCCAAGCACCCCGCUCUACUGGCAAAGCACUUACUACAGUUGACCAUCUGUCUUCAACAGCUACCGCCCUCCUUUGAUUCUACUCAACUUGAACUCAGCCAAAAAGGUUCUAUCCAGGACAAGAUGAACGAGUGGGUUACAGUGGCUAGCUUGGUCACUUCGAACGACGAGCUCCUUGGCUCUGUGGAAGGCUUGCAAUGCCUACUCCUUCAGGGGUUUUAUUUGCUCAAUUGUGGGAAUCUUCGAAAGGCGUGGCUCGCAAUGAGAAGAGCGCUGAGCUUAGCGCAGCUGAUGGGAAUUGAGGCGGAUGGUGCACGUCUUCUGAAGUCGUGUGAUCCGACAACCAAUCCGAAUACCAUACCUUCUUCUCAGGCGCUAUGGAGUCGCAUAAACGCCUGUGACCGCUGGAUUUCUCUCCUGCUUGGACUCUCGGCUGGAACGCAGGACAACAGCUUCAUGUCUGAAGAGUUUCUGGCACAGGAUACCCCCAUGGAGAGACUGGAAAAGAAGUACACCGCCGUUGCCCUCCGCGUCAUCGAGAGAAACCGCGUACCGACCAAUGAAGCCUAUGCCAUCACGCAGUCGGUCGACUGCGAGCUCGAAACCGCAGCCAAAGCCAUGGGCAGGGCGUGGUGGGAGAUACCGCUCUUGCCUGACCCCACCGAUACAGCGGCCCAGAUGAGCACCAUGUCGCACCUGAUGCUUCAGAUUCAUCAUCACAGUCUGCUUAUCCUUUUGCACCUUCCAUACAUGCUUCGCAACCAGACGAACAGCCGAUUUGACUACAGCAAGAACACGUGUCUAGAGUCGAGCCGGGCGGUAUUGAAACGUUGCGUCAUCUUCAGAACUGCAAACGAUGCAGCCUUUUCAUGUCGCCAUAUUGACUACUCGUCGCUGAUGGCUUCUAUGACACUUUUACUGGGGCACCUCAGCCGACCUCCCAACGUACGUGAAGAAGACUGGUCAAGACAGCGAAACGAAGACCGAGCACUGGCAGAGACUGUCAUGGCCAAGAUGGAGGAACUGGCCCUCCUGAACGACGACAAGCUGUCCGGUGAAAGUGCAGAAAUCAUCCGACAGCUUCUCCCGAUUGUUGACUGCUGCAACGGCAUGACUUCAAGUCCCUACCCUGAAGCGGCAAGGAACCUGAAGCUUAGCAUUCCAUACCUUGGCGUUAUUAACAUCAAAACAACCGCGAACCAGGCCGCCGAGCCACACACGCUGGAUCUAAGUCACUCGCAGCUUCCCACACCAAGCAACACCACCACCGUCUCAUCUGAAGCCUACCAGGAGACGCCUCCUGCCGUAGCAUUGGAGGUGCUUCUGGGCGAAGACAACACCAUUCCACACGAAGAUUUCUGUGCUGGGUUCAGCGCUGAUUACCUAGGGGGUGGCCAUGCCCUAGCAUCACUGCCGAAGCUGGUGACUGGACCUUCCAGGGCGUUGACACUACAUACUGGUCUCUAUUGA